This is a messenger RNA of Cinara cedri, 1185 nucleotides long. The record is from the annotation of a GenBank genome assembly. NCBI's taxonomy places the organism in Eukaryota, Metazoa, Arthropoda, Insecta, Hemiptera, Aphididae.
AUGGUUUUAUUGCGGGUGGAUAUUAGAUUGAAGUCGUUAUUGUCCUCGCGCACGUACACCAAAAGGUCUACUCGUAUGUUCGAUAAAGGUAAACAAUAUUAUAAUAUUUUACAUAAUAAUAAUAUUAAUCGUAAAAAUUGUAUUUUUAGGUAUACGCUGCGGGCUAGUACAGACGAGCAAACGGUACGCGAAAGCCAACAACCAUACGAUGACGGACUUUGACGAGACGAAAGACAACUCGUGGAUAAUAUAUCAGGAUUGUAAGUAUUCAAUAAUAUACAAUAAAGUAUAUAAUAAAAUAUAUCUUAUAAAAUCGUUUUCUGUUGAUUUUAGGUAACAAUUUGUACGGGUGGGCGAUGAGUCAAUAUAUGCCCCACGAUGGAUUGAAGUGGAUUGAACUUACAUUAGACGGUUUGGACGAAUUAGACUAUACUUCACCCAUAGGGCGGGUAUACGAGGUAGACAUUGAGUAUCCAGAAAAUUUACAUCUCGAACGUAAUGACCUCCCGUUUCUGCCAAACAAUAAUAUCCCGCCAGGUUCUAUAUUUAUAAUUUUUAUUUUGUUUACAGAAUUUGCUGUGUUGGAUAUUUCGAAGACGAUGAUGUAUAACCACUACAAUGUUAUGAGGAAACAUUUCAAAAACUCUAUACAGUUGAUGUACACCGACACGGGUAAAUUAUCGUUAUUAUUAUUAUUUUUCAGAUUCGUUAGUGUAUCACAUCAAAACCCAUGAUUACUAUGAAGACUUAUUGAGAAAGCCGGGGUUGUUAGAGUGUACGAACACAACCAACUUACCAGUCAACCAUAAAUGUUUUACUGCUGAAAGAAAGAAGAUUCCAGGUCACUUCUCCGAGGAGUCGGAUGGAAGGACCAUAACCGAGUUUUGUGCGUUGCGGGCAAAGACAUAUGCGUACAAAAUAGAUGGGAAAGAAAAGAUCAAGGCCAAAGGAAUCCGUGGACACGUCGUGAAGAAUCACAUGACUUUUGACGACCACAAAAAGUGUUUGUUUGGUGAGGAUAAUCUGGAUCGGCAUAGACAAAAUGUUUCCAUCCGUUCAUUCCACCAUCGACUAAAGACCAUAAUAACAAACAAACUGACUUAUAAUAAUUAUGACGACAAGAUGAUUACACUGGAGGAUAAGAUAAAUACAAUGGCGUAUGGAUACCGCGACCUACUUGAAUAA